Spinacia oleracea (spinach) is the source of this 1444-nucleotide messenger RNA. Its product is annotated as probable protein phosphatase 2C 2. The record is from RefSeq and is a predicted model, not a curated record. The transcript has 3 exons. Gene Ontology annotation, molecular function: cation binding; protein serine/threonine phosphatase activity. Lineage: Eukaryota; Viridiplantae; Streptophyta; Magnoliopsida; Caryophyllales; Amaranthaceae. The coding region runs from base 146 to 1234 and encodes 362 amino acids. Gene Ontology annotation, biological process: protein dephosphorylation.
AACACACACAAAUAUGAGCCAGCUUUUCAUAAAUCAUAACCCAAAGUUUUAAUUCACAUAUAUAUAGCUAAUUAUUAAUAAUAAUAAUAACACAUACGUAACGUAAUACGAAGUAUCGAGGAGUACAAGUUCGAGAUAAGGAAUAAUGUGUGCCGUCGUAGUAUCAAAUGUUUCUCAUAGUGGUAAUACUACCACUACGAGUAACAAUUUUUUCAACCUUCAUGCCAACCCCAUAACACCUAAUUUGAUGGUAAGGUUUCAACAACACUUGGAAGCAAAUCAUCAUCAUAAUGAUUCUUCGUUGAUGAAGAGGAAAAGGCCGGCGAUAAGGGUUACUAUUCCGGUUGCUAGACUAGUGGAAAAUGUCAUGACAACUACGCCUAGAGAUGAUCAUGAAAACCGUGUUGAAGAGAUUAUUGAAGUUGAAGAAGAUGGGUAUGGAGUUUAUAGUAAAAGAGGGAGAUCAAGGGCUCGUUUGGAGGAUCGUUAUUCGGCUUUUGUCAAUCAUGUACGUGGUCGUCCUAAACAGGCAUUAUUUGGAAUAUUUGAUGGACAUGGAGGUCCAAAAGCUGCUGAAUUUGCAGCAAAAAGGCUAGGUGACAACAUACUAAACCAUGUAGGAAGUCUAACCGGGGUCGAAUCGGAUAAUAAACCGGUUGAGGAGAAAAUAAGAGAUGGUUAUUUAGCUGCUGACCAGGAGUUUCUUAACGGAAAUUCCAGUGGUGGUGCUUGUUGUGUUACCGCAUUGAUACAAGAAGGCAACCUUAUGGUCUCUAAUGUUGGUGAUUGUCGCGCUGUUAUUAGUAGGGGUGGCCUUGCGGAGGCACUAACUAAUGAUCAUAACCCUUCGAGAGAAGAUGAGAAAACUCGGAUCGAAUCCAAGGGUGGAUAUGUAGAUUAUUGUAACGGAACAUGGAGAAUACAAGGUUCUCUAGCAGUAUCAAGAGCAAUAGGAGACCAACAUCUCAAGCAAUGGGUCACAGCAGAACCCGACACGAAAAUCCUAACCAUUAAACCCGAUUUCGAGUUCCUGAUCUUAGCUUCAGAUGGCCUGUGGAACAAAGUUAGUAAUCAGGAAGCAGUUGAUGUAGUUCUGCCCUUUUUUACAGCAAGAAGUGAUCAUAAGCCAGAGUUAAAGCAUGCUUGUAGGAAGCUUGUUGAGUUGUCAAUAAGUAGGGGAUCAAAUGAUGAUACAAGUGUAAUGGUGAUUCAAUUAGCCCGGUUCGCUCACUAAUCUACCCGAUUAUACAAGGUUUUAAACCUUUUUCGAGAGUUUUCUCAUGUAUAUAAGAUACUACGUAAAAUUUAUUUCAUUUAAUUGAUUAUUAGUAUUAGUAAGCUAGUUAGUGCAUAGUUGGGUAGGAAGAAAAACUUUGUUUUGUUGUAGAUAUUAUAAUGUAGAUAAUUAAGUUGGAUAUGCAUGAAGAUUCAAGUUUUGUUCUUU